AUGGACACAGUGAAUCACACUGACUCUGGGACUGUUUCUCCGACUACGAACGAGGGGAAGCAAACGCCGCCUCCAGACUUGAAUACAGACGCGGCCGUUGCCAUCCACUCCUCACCACUGCCCGACAGGUCCAGGUCCAGACAAGGCAGUGUGGCUAGAAAACGCACAAACGAGGAAAUCUAUCAGCCGGACGAGACACCGAAGACGAGCCCUGCAAGCGCAAGAUUCCAGAGGUCUAUCACACUCCCGGUGAUGCCCGAAUCUCGAGAGCAAGACGGUAGGAACAACCCGUUCGAACAUCGUAGCUCGACCCUUGGUAGUGACAAUACUAAGAUUCGUCCAGUUGCUACAGAAAUUGGUGCAAACUCCACUCCAUUGUCACAGCGUAAUAGCUUUGUCAAGGAAAUCCAAGAUUAUCAACAGCAUUUAGAGCUCCAAUUCCAGGAGUUCGAACGUGCAUUGAACGAGAGAGACACCUCGGUCAGUCUGAAUGCAAUGGACUGGGACGAUCUGGAAGCACGCUGUGAUAAGGAGAUCCAGCCUUGUAUUGCUGCUGAGAGGGAAAUUAUGGACGAGUUCAACACCCGCUUUACUCAAUUCUUGCUCUAUAUGCAAGUAUCAAACAACCACGAAGCUGAAAGGGCUGUCAAGAGACUUCGCACACGAAUAGCUCUUGCCCAGAACUCAGAGAGAUCACUGGCUCAGAAGCAAGCCCACCAUGCAAAGGUGCUUGAGGCGUUUCAAGGCGCGAUGGCACUCCUGGGCAAUCUGUGA
This is a messenger RNA of Cladophialophora psammophila CBS 110553, 774 nucleotides long. RefSeq lists its product as uncharacterized. Bases 1 to 774 code for a protein of 257 amino acids. The transcript is spliced from 4 exons. The record is from RefSeq and is a predicted model, not a curated record. Lineage: Eukaryota; Fungi; Ascomycota; Eurotiomycetes; Chaetothyriales; Herpotrichiellaceae.